AUGACCAGAGCGGAGUCCACCACGCUCAGGUCGUUCAAAUCUCUUCCUGGGCAAUACUGGAUCACAGGACAUGUUCAAGCCCGCCCUCUGUCAAUCAUAUCCGUUCAGGAGGCAGCUUUGGCUUGUGGAAAGUCAAUUCCGAUGCCAGAGGGCCUAACAAACAGUCAUUCGCGUUACAACUGGGAGAGAGCAGUCAACUGUAUGGGGGCCUGUGCGCUCCCGUUUUACAACAAGCAAUUUGAAAGAGUCGAGCAUGGGUAUUACUGUUUGGGAUGCUACAUGGCCCUUUCCCAGAGCAACUGGGCCAAUGACGAGCAACGGCUCCGAGGGGAGGAGGCUUGUGGUAAAGUUCACUCAAGUGAGGGCCUCUUGCGCCAUUUUUGUUGGUGCAAACAAGCUCAAAUCUGGUGGGAGUUGAACAAGAGACAACCAGAGCCAGCAACUGAAGAUGAUAUUCUGGAGGAGAUUACUGAGAGUGACCUCGACAUGGCUGAAACCGAAGCCUCGCGCUAG
Penicillium brevicompactum is the source of this 513-nucleotide messenger RNA. RefSeq lists its product as uncharacterized. The record is from RefSeq and is a predicted model, not a curated record. NCBI's taxonomy places the organism in Eukaryota, Fungi, Ascomycota, Eurotiomycetes, Eurotiales, Aspergillaceae. Bases 1 to 513 code for a protein of 170 amino acids. The transcript has a single exon.